Molecule: messenger RNA, 2031 nt
Organism: Phytomonas sp. Hart1
Lineage: Eukaryota; Euglenozoa; Kinetoplastea; Trypanosomatida; Trypanosomatidae
Source: the annotation of a GenBank genome assembly
AUGGCGGGAAUCGACGCGUUUUGGAAUCCCAUUUCCUGCACCUUGCAGCUCUACUUCAGUAGGGCGCAAAAAGCUCAAAAACAUACGACGGAGGCCUCUACCAACGCACCGAUCAUUGCGGGCAGCACCUACACAGGCGUUUCCACGAUUUUAUACCGACGGGAUCCCCUUCCAUCGGAAGCAACGAAAUAUCUUGACGACGGUUUGCGCGAGCCCAUCGUGCUGUCGGAGUACGAUGCCUUCUAUCAACAUCUCGCGCAUAUCUCGCGCGCAAACGGCCUCCACCUGCACGCCUGCACGGCAUCCCGCCCCACCCAAAAACGCUUUAUUCCCUUGGACAAUCUAUCCUAUCAGGUGCGCUGCUCAAACUCCAACACCCCGCUGAAGAUUCUCUCCAUCAUCGAGGAAGAGGGCGCCGAUGGGGAAGCGAACGAACGGGAAAAAGAAACGGGCAAAGGUCGUAAAGCUUGUAAAAAUCCUCAGCUUUUUGCGAAGAAAAAAACACUCGGUGGAAAUGCAAAAAACGUGGCGUCAGACAGCGCGAGCCCUUUUUCGCUUUUGGAAGCCGAAGGAUCGAAAAUUAUCGUCAUUGAAGGGAUGCCACUCGGGGUGGAGGUGGAGCUUGUGGUUCGUUUUCGCGGCGUCGUACAGGAAGGGGAUGUGGGAGCGAUUUACAGCCCCUAUACUAGUACUAGUACUACUAUUAAUAAUAAUAAUAAUACCGCUCGCACGAACCUGGUUGAGCAAUCCUCUGCUUCUCUUUUCCGUAGCUUUCCCGUUUUGACCCAUUUUGAGGUGGCCCUCGCGCGCUGGGCCUUUCCCUGCCCUGAUCACCCGCAAUACCGAAUUCAAUGGCAGCUGCGAACCCUCCAGCUUCCCUCGAUCUACCACACGGUGGUAGGAAACACUUCUAUGGGGGAAAUCGCUUCUUUUUCUUCCGCCACGGUGGAAGAAAAGGGUGACGUGCGGUAUCGCGGCGGCCUUUGCGGGCCUUUUCCGGCCUACCUCCUCGCUUUUGCGGCCUUCGCGGGCCCCCACACGCUGCCGAUGGCUUCGGGCCGUCUUCAAAUCGCACGCGCCGAACAUUUUUGCCAGCCCCCGCCUGCGAAUUGUCAAAUCGAGGGAAAUUCCCCCACAACAACAAUCAUCGAAAAAGACGAAAACUGCGCGGACGGCCUGGAGCUUCGCGUUAUCGCCACGGUGGAAAGUGGGGUGCCGAUGGAAACUUUAACGCGCGUUUGGCAUGUCGUGUGGGAAGUGGUUCGUCUUUUGCAGGACUUUUUUCACAGCCCUCUUCCGCUUCUUGCGUGCGAUACGCUGACGGUUCUUUUGGUGCCGAUGAUGCCUUAUAUCUCUGGUAUGGAGCACCACUGCUGUGUGUUUCUCAAUGAAACCAUGUUCACGCCGAAGAAUAGCGGAAAUGCGAAGAAAAGUGGAAAAGAGAAUCACGCCGCCGAAAUCGAGCAAGUGGAACUCAUUGCGCAUGAAAUGGUGCAUCAUUGGAUGGGAAAUGCCGUUGGCCUUCCUUUCGCGGUGAAGGAGGGGGUUUGCAUGGUGCUCGAACGGGUCUUUGCGGAUCACGUUUUAUACGGAAAACAAAAACGGCGUGUUGCUGGGCUUCAAACAGGAAAUGAAGCUACCCCAGCCGCGACGAAGGCGGGCUGCGAGGCGCUUCAGAAAGGUUCGCAACCCAUGAAAAUCAUUCCGGAUCCUCAAAAGGGAAAGGAAUUCACGGGUGCCUCCUAUCAGCGUGCGCAGCUUAACGUGCAGGAAGCGAUUGAGAUCUGUGGGUUUGCUAAAUUUCGAAUAAUGCUUCUUCAAAUGGUUCGUCAAUGCGUUCUUGAACCUCUAAUGGUGGAUCAAACCUACGGCAACAUGACCACAGCGUAUCACACAUACACAACUACACCCUCUGACGAUACUAAAAUUGUAAACUUUCAAAACUACUGGUCGUGUGAGCAAUUCCUUCGUUCCAUAGAGCAGGCGGAUGAAAAAAAGGCAAAACCAGAAGAAAACGGGAAAAAGAACUGA